Messenger RNA from Nerophis lumbriciformis (worm pipefish), 3025 nucleotides. RefSeq lists its product as uncharacterized. The record is from RefSeq and is a predicted model, not a curated record. NCBI's taxonomy places the organism in Eukaryota, Metazoa, Chordata, Actinopteri, Syngnathiformes, Syngnathidae. Gene Ontology annotation, molecular function: signaling receptor binding. Gene Ontology annotation, biological process: regulation of lipid catabolic process; inflammatory response.
UGUAAAACAUAAUCUAUGCAAAAUUUUGACCAAAGAACAACUAUUACAUGGCUGUCUCCUCUGUUGGGGGAAAAAAGAGGGCAGGAUAUUCCCCGAAACAAAGAGGGUGGUACGUUAUUUAGUCUGACUGCGACAGAAACAAGAAGGAAGAUGGCUGCUUUGCUGCUGCUGUUGCUCAGUGCUGGAGCUUUGUGUACCUGUGCUGAUGCACAAGAGGCUUACAGUAACCUUCCAGAAACCCUCAAGAAAGGUGUAGACUUGUCUCUGGAGAAGCUCAACGCUCACACCGGAAUCCAGAAUCAUUUUCUCUUCUUGAGGAGUGUCACGCAGUCCAACGUGGAGGCCGGAUUCGAUGUGGUCUACAUCUACCACCACUUCUACCUUAAAGCCACCCGAUGCCAAAAAGGAACAGUGGAUCCAGCAGGGUGUCAUUUCAGGAAUGACGUUCCCAUGAUCGACUGCGCCAUUUGUUACAAAACAUUCCAAGGAGAGAUUGAGCAAGAGCCGAAACCGUACCUCAACUGUCUGCACAAACCGGCCGUCACAGCGGAGGUGAAAGUGAGCAGAGUGGAGCAUUGCAACAGGUUGGCAUACAGCAUCGGAGCAACAAACCUUCUGGCAUCGAUCGGAACAAAGUGAAUGUUGACUUGUGCAAAUGUAUUUGUCCUACUUAUUUUGACUUCUUCUGGAGCAUUAAAGCAGAGUCAGUCCAUUUGUUAUGAUCAAGCUACUGUAAUGUCACAGUGUUAACAAAAAUAUAAUGAAGUUUAAAUAGGCAACAAAAUUCCUGUCUAUGUAUGGCCUUCUUUUAAAGCAUUCAAACCAUUUACAAUUCUUAUUUCUUCCUUGGCUAGAAAAUUACAUAAUAAAUAUAAUAAUAAAUUAAAGCUGCAAGCAGCGAUGGACGGGACCAACUUUUGCUGGUGUUUCCUGCCUUUACCCAUUCAACAUAUCUUUAUCUGCACAUUACCUUCCUUCCCUGCAUCCUGGGGACACACUGGUGCUUCUUUCUUUCACCCAUACAACAUAUCUAUGUAAUCAUGUAAUUUAACCUUCUCUGCAUAGUAAGGUCACGCUGGUACUUCCUGCCUGUACCCAUUCAACCUAUUUUCACCCGCACAUUACCUACCUUUUCUGCAUAUCGGGGUCACACUUGUGCUUUCUGCCUUUACCCAGUCAACAUAUCUUUACCCGCACAGUACCUACCUUCUCUGCAUUGUGUGGUCACGCUGGUGCUUCCUGCUUUUAAGCGGCCAUCUUGAGACGGCAGCAGCAUCAGCGCAGCGGUUCUUUGAAGGCUCCUAAAAUCAAAACCAGAGCAGUUAUGAAAACUCUUUCAUCAACUUUUAAUCAGAAGAAUUCAAUCUCUCUCCUGUGAUAGUUUGAAGCCGACACGACAAACGCUCUCAGAGGAGAUAAUGUUUAAAAAAAAGGUGACUGUUUUGACCCCACUUUUGUUUUGAAGGGGGAAUUGCAAACUUCCUGUUGAUUUUUGCUGGGGGUUGUCAAUAAAUGAAAUGUAGGUCUAAGUGAGACAUACAUAGAGGUUUUUGUUUCAUGUCUCUACGACAUUCCUACUGGAAGUUACAAGCAGUUUUGUCUGUGUUUUCUUCCUAGGAGCAGUUUUGUCUGUGUUUUCUUCCUAGGAGGCGCGAGGGCGCAAUAUUGAGUUUUCGGGUUUGGUUUUUUAUUAGAUCGCAAUUUCCGCCAGUCCUGAAGUGUGUGUUCAGUUUGGUGAGUUUUGAAGUAUGUUAAGGGGGUCAAAUUACAGCUAAAAGAGGCAAAAAUGACUGUUUUUACAAAAUGUUUGUUUUGAAGGGGGAAUUGCCAACUUCCUGUUGAUUUUUGCUGAAGGAUGUCAGUGAAUUAAAUCUAGGUCGAAGUCAGACCUAUAUAGAGGUUUUUGUUUCAUGUCAUUCCUAUUGGAAGUUACAGGCCGUUUUGUCUGUGUUUUUUCCUUGGGGGCGCCAGAGCGCAAUUUUGAGUUUUGGGGUUUGUUUUUUUUAUUCGAUGGCAAUUUUUUGCCAGUCCUGAUGUGUGUGUCAAAUAUGGUGAGUUUUGAAGCAUGUUAAGAGGGUCAAAUUAAAGCUCAAAGAGGUGGCGGUAUAAUAAAGAAUAAUAAUAAAACCUUACAUAUUCAAUAGGGUCCUCUGUCCCAAAGGGACAUUGCGGUCCCUAAUUAUAUUUAUAUUGAUAUAUAUAUCAUAUAUAUAAAAAUAACAUAAUAAAUUACAAAAUAAAACCUGAUUUGAAAGUAUUUGCAGCAAAUUCAAGACAAUCACACUGCAGUUUUAUGCUGUAUUACCUGUAAUACCACUUUUGUCCUUGUGAGGCAAGAGUGAGUCAAAAUGGAGUGAAGCCGGAAGUAAACAAAAGUGUUAUCAAAAGCAAGAAAGAAUGGAAGCGUAUUUACAAAUGGUCGUACAAACCUUAGUCAUUUGUGUCAUUUAUGUCAUCAAUUCUUAAGUGAGUUAUGAAGCACUUAUAGACCAGGAAAUGAAAAUCGACCUUUUUACCAGCUAGUUUCGUCUCAUGCUACGGAAGUCAGCAUUCCUAAAUUGUGGUAAAAGUGACAGAUUGUCUGGCAGCAUAGCGCUCCCUGUUGGUUUGGAGUGUAAGUGUAAAUUGUAAGCAAGAAUACAAUAAAUACUUGCAGACUUUUAGAAAUAUUUUUAGUUUUCCAUUAUUAGUUAGAAAAACUCCAGAUAGUUAAAAAAAAAACACUUUUAUGUAGAGAUGUCCAAUAAUGGCUUUUUUUUUGCUGAUAUCCGAUAUUCCGAUAUUGUCCAACUCUUAAUUGCCGAUUCCAAUAUCAACCGAUACCGAUAUAUACAGUCGUGGAAUUAACACAUUAUUAUGUCUAAUUUUGUUGUGAUGCCCCGCUGGAUGCGUUAAACAAUGUAACAAGGUUUUCCAAAAUAAAUCAACUCAAGUUAUGGAAAAAAAAUGCCAACAUGGCACUGUCAUAUUUAUUAUUGAAGUCACAAAGUGCAUUAUUUUUUUUAACAUGCCUCAAAACAGCAGC